This is a messenger RNA of Haliaeetus leucocephalus (bald eagle), 1992 nucleotides long. RefSeq names its product X-prolyl aminopeptidase (aminopeptidase P) 2, membrane-bound (gene XPNPEP2). The coding region runs from base 1 to 1992 and encodes 663 amino acids. The record is from RefSeq and is a predicted model, not a curated record. NCBI's taxonomy places the organism in Eukaryota, Metazoa, Chordata, Aves, Accipitriformes, Accipitridae. The transcript is spliced from 20 exons. Gene Ontology annotation, molecular function: metalloaminopeptidase activity.
AUGCCCACAGGCUGUGCCAUGGACCAGCCGCCGCAGGCUGCCUCCGCCAACACCGACAUUCGGAACUGCUCCGCGGACCCACCGUACCUGCCGCCUACGGCCAUCAACACGACGGCGCGGCUCGCCGCUCUGCGGGGCACCAUGCGAGCCCACAGCGUUCAUGCCUACAUCGUGCCCUCCACGGAUGCCCACAUGAGCGAGUACAUCGCCGAGCGGGAUUCCCGGCUGGGCUGGCUGACCGGCUUCACUGGCUCUGCAGGCACCGUAGUGGUGACGUGGGACAAGGCUGCCCUAUGGACCGACAGCCGCUACUGGAUCCAGGCAGAGCGGCAGCUGGACUGCAACUGGGAGCUGCAGAGGACAACCUGGAUCAAGUCCAUCGGGCUGUGGAUCCUGGAGGCAGUUCCUGUGGGGGCGAACAUCAGCUUGGACCCCUUCCUCUUCUCCAUCGACACCUGGAACAGCUACAGCCAGGCUCUGCACGGCUCUGGCAGGACCCUGCUCCCCAUCGAGACCAACCUUGUAGAUCAAGUGUGGGGUGACCAGAGACCCCCUCCAGCCUCCAGCGAGAUCUACAGCCUCCCGGCAGCAUUCACGGGCAGCAGCUGGCAGGAGAAGGUGGCCGGGAUCCGGCAGCAGAUGGAGCAGCAUGUUCGACGCCCCACGGCCGUGCUGCUGUCAGGGCUGGAGGAGACGGCCUGGCUCUUCAACCUCCGUGGAAAUGACAUUCCCUACAACCCCGUCUUCUACUCCUACACCCUGCUGACCAACACCAGCAUAAGCCUGUUCGUGGAUGAGACGCGGCUGGCGGCGGCGGCACUGCAGUCCCUGCAGGCAGGCUGCCCGGGGCCGCUGUGCGUGGAGCUGCAGGAGUACGGGCAGGCACGUGCCCACCUCCGCCGCUACGCCCAGGGCAACGUCACCGUCUGGCUGGGCACCGAGUACACCACCUACGGCCUCUACGGCGUCAUCCCCCAGGAGAAGCUGCUGGAGGACAGCUACUCCCCCGUCAUGCUGGCCAAGGCUGUGAAAAACGCCAAGGAGCAGGAGCUGCUGCGAGCCGCUCACGUUCGGGACGCAGUGGCUGUCAUCCAGUACCUGCUGUGGCUGGAGAAGAUGGUCCCACAGGGGCAGGUGGACGAGUUUUCGGGGGCACGGCACAUCGACAUGCUCCGCCAGGCCCAGGAGCACAACCGUGGGCCAAGCUUCCAGUCCAUCUCCGCCAGCGGGCUCAACGCAGCACUGGCCCACUACAGCCCCUCCAACAGGAGCAGCAGGAAGCUGUCUGUGGAUGAGAUGUACCUUUCAGACACCGGAGGGCAAUAUCUGGACGGGACGACAGACAUCACGCGGACGAUGCACUGGGGUGUGCCGACCCCACUCCAGAAGGAAGCCUACACCCGUGUGCUGAUGGGCAACAUCGACCUGUCCCGCCUCAUCUUCCCACCCAACACAGCAGGGCGAGUGGUGGAGUCCUUCGCCCGCCGGGCACUCUGGAACGUGGGACUCAAUUAUGGCCAUGGGACCGGCCACGGCAUCGGCAACUUCCUCUCGGUCCAUGAGUGGCCUGUGGGCUUCCAGUCCAACAACGUGCCCCUGAUGGCCGGCAUGUUCACCUCCAUCGAGCCCGGGUACUACCGAGAUGGCGAGUUUGGGAUCCGCAUCGAGGAUGUCGCCCUCGUGGUGGAGGCGCAGACCAAGAAGCCCUUCCUGACCUUCGAGGUGGUGUCCCUGGUGCCCUACGACCGCAACCUCAUCGACCUCAGCCUCCUGUCACCGGAGCAGAUCCAGUACCUGAACGCCUACUACGAGACCAUCCGGGUGCGCGUGGGGCCAGAGCUGCAGCGGCAGCGGCUGGAGGAGGAGUACCGCUGGCUGCAGAGGAACACCGAGCCCUUCCCGCUGGGCAGUGCCACCACUGCCACCGCCACCCUCGGCACGCUGGUCCUCGCCUCCCUCCUCUCUGCGCUGCUCACCGGGCUGCAAGCCUGA